UCCUGGGAGAGGGAGUCACAGGCUAGAGAGCAGCCAGGAGGCUGCCAGGAGGAGGUGGCAUUUGAGCCAGGCUUUGAAGAGUGGACAAGAUUACCAACUGUGCGAUUAUGGGAAAUGUGCUGAUCUCUUUAACCCCCAGUUUCUUCGUCUGCCAAAUCGACGUGAUACUAGAAUUACCUCAUUGUUAUUGUGACCGGAGAAGUAACCAAGAAGGGUCAAAGAUAAAGGUGGAGAAAUAAGGAACAAUUAAAUUAUGGAGACAUCACAUACUGAUAGUAAUAGCUAAACUGAUGCUUUUAAAGGGCCUACUGUUGCUUCAGGCAAUAAUCUUUCAUACAACCCUAUAAGAUAAAUAACACAGGAGGAAUCUUAGUGGUAAGGAAAAUAAAAUAAAUUGCACAAGGUCAUGCAGCCAAUGAGAGGCAGCACUGGAACUGGAACCCAGGCAGUACGCUUUACGCUCCGGGGCUCCUGUCUGAUUGGAGGUAGUAGACUGUCACAGCGGUUUCGGGCUCUGAUGACAGAUCUAGGUCAGGCCUUUGCCCCAUUGUUUUCAAGCUGUGUGGUCUUGGCCAAGUGACCUCAUGUCUCUGAGCCUCAGUUUGCUAGUGCCUGGGUUGCUUGCUAGUUAAUUCAUGUAAAUGAAUAUAACGAAAUGAACGUAAAUGAAGUAAUUUGUGGGUUGUUUAGCACUGUGCCCGCCACAAAAUAUUCUCUUGCUGAACACCAGCCAUGAUGAUUAUUCUUGUUAGUAUCCACUGUAGGCAGCAAGGAAGUUGGAACCAUUCAGUGUGCUUGCAGGACUGACCCGUCAGAUUUUGUCACAGUACUACUGUGUCACAAACUGUCCCCAAACUCGGUGUCUUUGAACUUGUCAUGUAUGACUGCUCAUACGUUUGCAGGCCAGCUGGAGGGUAAAUGCUUUAGGCUGGGCUCAGCUGGAGAGGCUUUGCCCUGAGGAUGUCGCAUCUUUCCUGGACCAGCAGAGCAUGUUCUCCUGGUGACAGCAGAAGUGCAGGAGGGUAAGCCAGCACAUGAGGCCUCUUAAGGCCUAGGCUUGGCCCUCUCCUUCCUACCUCACUCUGCUGGCUGACGUGAGUCACGUGGCCAACCCGGAGGAAAGGAAGGAGACACACGCUCUGCCUCCAGUGGAAAGACCAGCGAGGUCACAGGGCAAAGACUAUGACACAGGAAGGAGUAGGAUGGGGCCACAAGUGCAGUAUACAUGGGAUGGCAAGGACAUCCGUUCUGCUCACAUCCUGAUUCUGGAGGCCAUCGAGAACCACAACCUCGCAGACACGGUGCUCAAGAUCACAGACUUUGGCCUCGCCCGCGAGUGGCACAAGACCACCAAAAUGAGCGCUGCAGGGACUUACGCCUGGAUGGCCCCAGAGGUUAUCCGUCUCUCCCUCUUCUCCAAAAGCAGUGACGUCUGGAGCUUCGGGGUGCUGCUCUGGGAGUUGCUGACGGGUGAGGUCCCCUACCGUGAAAUCGACGCCUUGGCUGUGGCAUAUGGCGUGGCUAUGAACAAGCUGACGCUUCCCAUCCCCUCCACGUGCCCUGAGCCCUUUGCCCGCCUGCUAGAGGAAUGUUGGGACCCAGACCCCCACGGGCGGCCAGAUUUCGGCAGCAUCUUGAAGCAGCUUGAAGUCAUAGAACAGUCAGCCCUGUUCCAGAUGCCGCUGGAGUCCUUCCAUUCACUGCAGGAGGACUGGAAGCUGGAGAUUCAGCACAUGUUCGAUGACCUCCGGACCAAAGAGAAGGAGCUCCGGAGCCGUGAGGAGGAGCUGCUAAGGGCAGCUCAGGAGCAGCGUUUCCAGGAGGAGCAGCUGCGGCGGCGGGAGCAGGAGCUGGCUGAGCGCGAGAUGGACAUCGUGGAGCGGGAGCUGCACCUGCUGAUGUGCCAGCUGAGCCAGGAGAAGCCCCGUGUCCGCAAACGCAAGGGCAACUUCAAGCGCAGCCGCCUGCUCAAGCUGCGGGAAGGCAGCAGCCACAUCAGCCUGCCCUCCGGCUUCGAGCAUAAGAUCACAGUCCAGGCCUCUCCAACUCUGGACAAGCGGAAAGGAUCCGAUGGGGCCAGCCCCCCCGCAAGCCCCAGCAUCAUCCCCCGGCUGAGGGCCAUCCGCUUGACUCCCGUGGAUGGUGGUGGCGGCAGCAGCAGUGGCAGCAGCAGUGGUGGCAGUGGGACGUGGGGCCGCAGCGGGCCCCCAAAGAAGGAAGAACUGGUUGGGGGCAAGAAGAAAGGCCGGACGUGGGGGCCCAGCUCCACCCUGCAGAAGGAGCGGGCUGGAGGAGAAGAGAGGCUGAAGGCCCUGGGGGAAGGAAACAAACAGUGGUCAUCAAGCGCCCCCAACCUGGGCAAGUCCCCCAAACACACCCCCAUUGCCCCAGGCUUCGCCAGCCUCAAUGAGAUGGGGGUCACUGGGGGCAGCCUCUUGGCACCAAGUCCCCAGGGACCUCCUGGAGUCGAGUGCCGGCCCUCUCCGGUUGCAGAGGAGUUCGCGGAGGCAGACGGAGGCAGCAGCGGGGCCCCCUCUCCCCACAGCACCCCGGCCUACCUCGUGGUGCCACUGCCCACCGAGCCCUCUCCGGGGGUGCCGGGGCCUGGCACCCGGCACGGGCUCAGUGCCCGGCGGCGCUGUGAAUUCGCGCUGCUGGGCUGCGCCACGCUGCUGGGCGCCGUGGGCCUGGGCGCUGACGUGGCUGAGGCGCGCGCCGCGGAUGUCGAGGAACAGAGGCGCUGGCUGGAUGGCCUCUUCUUCCCCCGCGCCAGCCGCUUCCCGCGCGGCCUCAGCCCGACUGCGCGCUCCCCGGGCCGCCGCGACGAUGUGUGCCCGGGCCUGGCGCCCUCGGCCACCUUGGUGUCUCUGUCUUCCGUGUCCGACUGCAACUCCACGCGCUCGCUGCUGCGCUCUGACAGCGACGAGGCUGCGCCGGCCGCGCCUUCCCCGCAGCCCUCCCCGCCCGCGCCGGCGCCCACGCCCAGCACAAACCCCCUGGUGGACCUGGAGCUGGAGAGCUUCAAGAAGGACCCCCGCCAGUCGCUGACGCCCACCCACGUCACGGCCACUCGCGCUGUGAGCCACGGGCACCGGCGGACUCCGUCAGAUGGGGCGCUGGGGCAGCGGGGGGCACCGGAGUCGGCGGCCCCCGGCCCUGGCCCUCGGGAUCCCCUGGACUUCCCCCGCCUGCCUGAACCCCAGGCCCUGUUUCCUACCCGCCGCCGGCCCCCCGAGUUUCCUGGUCGCCCCACCACCCUGACCUUUGCCCCAAGACCCCGGCCGGCUGCCAGCCGCCCCCGCCUGGACCCUUGGAAACUGGUCUCCUUCGGCCGGACACUCAGCAUCUCGCCUCCUAGCAGGCCGGGUACUCCGGAGAGCCCUGGGCCCCCCAGCAUGCAGCCCACGCUGCUUGACAUGGACAUGGAGGGGCAGAGCCAGGACAGCACAGUGCCCCUGUGUGGGGCCCACGGCUCCCACUGAGGCCUGCCCACUGCUACCCGCCUGGGCAGCCAUGAAUGUAGCGCCUCAGGCCUCCCACCAGGCCACAAGGCAGGGGAGGCCUUGGGCAGGAUACUCACUCUAUUUAUUGGGGAAGGGGGGAGGGGAACAUUUAAUUUAUUUCUUUGUACCCUGGGGCUGGGCCCUGUGCUCACCCUGCAAGGGGGAGGGUGGGCAGGGAUACUCAGGGACAGGGUGACAUGGGGGAUUCAGCACAAAACACAGCAUUAAAGGUAACCCCUGCCCCCUA
Phyllostomus discolor (pale spear-nosed bat) is the source of this 3750-nucleotide messenger RNA. It is a transcript of the gene MAP3K10, whose product is annotated as mitogen-activated protein kinase kinase kinase 10. Gene Ontology annotation, molecular function: JUN kinase kinase kinase activity; protein binding; ATP binding. The record is from RefSeq and is a predicted model, not a curated record. Gene Ontology annotation, biological process: positive regulation of apoptotic process; protein phosphorylation. The transcript has 10 exons. The coding region runs from base 1203 to 3482 and encodes 759 amino acids. NCBI's taxonomy places the organism in Eukaryota, Metazoa, Chordata, Mammalia, Chiroptera, Phyllostomidae.